This is a messenger RNA of Argiope bruennichi, 4534 nucleotides long. RefSeq names its product transmembrane 9 superfamily member 2-like (gene TM9SF2). Gene Ontology annotation, biological process: protein localization to membrane. The record is from RefSeq and is a predicted model, not a curated record. The coding region runs from base 94 to 2073 and encodes 659 amino acids. Gene Ontology annotation, cellular component: membrane. NCBI's taxonomy places the organism in Eukaryota, Metazoa, Arthropoda, Arachnida, Araneae, Araneidae. The transcript has 18 exons.
UUCACCUCAAGUUUUGUGAUGUGCUGAUAUGUGUGUGUGCGAUUGCCGUUUAUUACGUGUGUUUAACUAAAACCUUUCUAUCAAUUAUUCAAGAUGGCUUGCUUUUAUUCAAAACAUUUGAGUCUUUUGCUAAUUUAUUUUUAUUUAACUUCUACAUUAUCAUUUUAUCUUCCUGGUCUCGCUCCUGUGAAUUAUUGUGAAGAAACAAAAGCGACUCAAUCUUGUCAGUCUCAUGUUGUGCUUUAUGUCAAUCGACUGAAUUCUGAAGAAUCGGUCAUUCCCUAUGAAUAUAAUCACUUUGAUUUUUGUUCUGCUGAUGUCUCAGACUCUCCUGUUGAGAAUUUGGGUCAAGUAGUGUUUGGAGAACGGAUUCGACCAUCGCCUUACAAUAUUAGUUUCCUAAAGGAUAUUACUUGUGCAACUGUUUGUGAAAAAACUUAUCACCUAGAUCGUAAAGAAGAUGUUGAAAAGCUUAAUAAUUUGAAAAAAGGAAUGCUCAAGAAUUAUCAGCACCAUUGGAUCGUCGAUAACAUGCCAGUUACUUGGUGUUAUCUGGUAGAAGUUAAUCAGCAGUUUUGCUCCACUGGUUUUCCAAUGGGUUGUUACGUUAAUUCAGCUCGUCAGCCUAAAGAUGCCUGUGUGAUGAAUACCUUGUUUAAUAAAGCUGAUACCUUUUACAUCUUUAACCAUGUGGAUAUAACUAUUACAUAUCAUAGUGGUGAAGAUGAAUCCUGGGGUGUAGGUUUUAAAGAUAAAGGAGGCCGGAUUGUGAGAGUUAAAGUUAGACCUAGGAGUAUCAAACACAGUGACAAGAGUUGUACUACUGAGUUUACUCCUAUGGAUAUACCUAACAAAAUUAACCCUAAGGAUGUUAUUACAAUAAAAUACACUUAUUCCGUUAAUUUCACUAAAGAAAACAAGGUCAAGUGGUCUUCUCGGUGGGAUUAUAUUUUGGAAUCAAUGCCUCAUACAAAUAUUCAAUGGUUCAGCAUUUUAAAUUCUCUUGUGAUUGUUUUGUUCUUGACUGGAAUGGUUGCGAUGAUUCUUUUAAGAACCCUCCACAAAGAUAUUGCACGUUACAAUCAGAUUGAAAGUGCUGAUGAUGCCCAAGAGGAGUUUGGAUGGAAACUUGUGCAUGGUGAUGUUUUUCGUCCUCCAAGGAAAGGGAUGUUGCUUGCUGUAUUACUUGGAAGUGGUGUACAAGUUUUCUUUAUGGCACUGAUAACUUUAUUUUUUGCCUGUCUGGGUUUCUUGUCACCAGCUAAUAGAGGAGCUCUUAUGACAUGUGCUAUGGUUUUAUAUGUUUGUUUGGGUACCCCUGCAGGCUAUGUUUCUGCUCGAAUGUAUAAAGCAUUUGGCGGUAUCAAAUGGAAAUCUAAUGUGUUGCUGACAUCCACUCUUUGUCCUGGAGGUGUGUUUGUUUUAUUCUUUAUAUUAAAUUUACUCCUAUGGGCUAAAGGAAGUAGUGCAGCAACACCAUUUACGACUUUACUUGCACUGUUGUCUUUAUGGUUUGGGAUAUCAUUACCUCUUACAUUUGUGGGUGCUUAUUUUGGAUUCAAGAAAAGGACCAUAGAACACCCAGUCCGAACCAAUCAGAUUCCAAGACAAAUACCUGAACAGUCUAUCUAUACACAACCAAUUCCUGGAAUUAUUAUGGGAGGCAUCCUACCAUUUGGUUGCAUUUUCAUACAACUGUUUUUCAUCUUAAACAGCAUCUGGUCAAGUCAAGUGUACUAUAUGUUCGGGUUUUUAUUUUUGGUAUUUAUCAUUCUCAUAAUUACUUGUUCUGAAACAACCAUUCUCCUAUGCUAUUUUCAUUUGUGUGCUGAGGAUUAUCAUUGGUGGUGGCGUGCUUUCCUCACAAGUGGCUUUACAGCUUUCUAUUUAUUCAUAUAUUGCAUCCAUUUUUUCAUAACAAAAUUGAACAUUACUGGCGUUACAUCCACACUCUUGUACUUUGGUUAUACUCUGAUUAUGGUCUUUCUCUUCUUCCUGCUUACUGGUUGUGUUGGAUUCUUUGCAUGCUUCUGGUUUGUUAGGAAAAUUUAUGGAGUAGUCAAAGUAGAUUGAUUCAAGGAUCGAAUUUUCUCUAUCAAGUAAAGGUUUAGUCCUUUUUAAAGCUUUGUAAAAUUUUGCAAAGCUGGUGUGAUAUUUACGUUUUACUUUGGAUUGCAACUGAAACAAAUGUUCCAACUUCUACAUUGUAAUUUUAAAAUGACUUGGUUAUUGUUAAUUACUAUGGAAAAUGACCAACUAUUUUAGUCAUUCAAAAUGUAUAUCAAUUCAUUGUCCACUAUAAAACUUUUCUUCGAUUAUAUAUUAUAUUUUCAUUAAAAUGUUAUAAUUGUUGUUUUUGGUUAAUUAUUGUGUAAUGCAUUUAGCACAAACCAAAAACACAAUUGGGCAAAUUAUAAAAUUAUUAUGUAUUACAUCUUUAUUUGUAUUUUCCCCUGUGUUUAACACCGGAGUUUUAAGAAUUAAUUCAAGAAAUCCCCCCCCCCUUUUUUUUUUACUUGUUGUAUUAUAUUGUAAUUUGGAUUAUACUCUACUUUAAGAAAUAUUGUCUUAUGGCGCACUAUAUUUAAAGAAAUGAACACUAGGAAGUAAAAAGCUAUUCUGUGGUUCUUUUUUCUCUCUUUUUUUACGGAGCUAUUUGUAAGAAGGAAGAGAUUUAGCCAUGUUUAUAUAAUAAAUCUAAUACAAACUGAACAGUUGUAAAAUAUAUGCAGAUAUAGUGCUAUGUAUACUCAAAUAUUGUUCAAAUAUGUCUGCUAUUUUAUUAUUAUUAUUUAAAAGUCAGUGUCUUAUUUUCUAGGGGUUUAUUAUGAAGAUAAUUUCAUAUCUUCAUAAUAAACUUGCUGUGCUUUUGUAGGUAUUUACUUUGAGAAAUAAAGUGCUAAAAAUGUUUUAUUCAUAAAACGGACUUUAUAUACUCUUUUUUUUUUUUGUGAAAUAAAACUAUCAACCUGUAUUAUGUUUUAACAGUAUUGAGUUUAUUAUUAUAUCUCAUUAUUUAUAGAAAUGGAAAAGGAUUUUAAAAAUUCAUAGUUUGUUCUCUUGAAACUCAGAAAUAAAAUUUUGAAUGAAGAUUAUUUGCUUAUAUUUAAGAUACCUGCAUAUACCUCAAUAAGAAUUUAAUUUGUAUGAUUAUUAACAACUGAAUAUUUGCUUAAUUUAUAUGUAGUAGCUGGCUUAAAUAUUAAUGAAUAGUUUUAUUGGAAAUAUUUGUUCGAUUGUUUCAAAGUGUAUUUUUUUCCCCUUAUAAAGCCAUUUCGAAGUUGACACAUUUUAUUUCGGGUCACUAAGUUUUGUUAGAGCAUAUAAAUUGCACCAUAUUUCUUUUAUUAUCUAGGAAGAAAACUUUUUCAUUUUUUUUUCUAGUUAUGUUAAUUGUCUUCUGUAGUAUAGAGUUUAAGAUUAUUUUUGUGAAUAUUUAAUGUUUUGUAUUUGAGAAGUAUAUAUAUUUAUACAUAUAUAUAUGUAGCUGAUUUCUUGAUAUAUUUGUUGUAUACUUGGAAAGUGUUUAUUUUUAGGAUCUUUAGUUUUCACAAUCACUUUUGUGCUGGCAAUACCACUGACCAAUUAUCUUAAGAUUUCAGGUAAUAUGACAAUUGUAGCAUGUUCAUUGAUACCAUUAUAUUCAUUAUGUAAUAACUAUAUUUAAAUUACUAUUAAUGGUGCAUAGUGCUUGUCAUGUGCACUGCAUUUUCCCCCAAAUAUUUGAAUCCGAGAUAUUUAUUUCAGUCUUCUUAAUCAUCUCAAUAUCAAUUCUUGCAAACUUAGAUGUUUAAAAUGACUUCUUAAAUCUUAAAUAGUUUUUUUUAUAAAGAAAAUAAAAAAUGUUUAUGUGUGGCAUUAUUUUUAUAAUUUGUCGAAGAUAAUUUGUACUCAGUUUGUUUUAACGUUAUGUAAUUAUUCCGAAAGCUUUGGUAUGUAACAUCUACUAAUAAAGUUUCUGAUUUUGAAAAAAUAAUAAUUUUCUAAUAUUAUGUGUUAUAUUGACGAUUGUACACAAGAUUAUCAUAAUUCUUCCUUAUUUUUUACUUAUAUUUUAUGCCAUUACGGCUUCACAACCCAGAAAUUAUUUUUUAAAGUGACAUUUUCGUUAGCUAAUUUUCUAGCUUUUCUAUUCUGAGAAUUUGAUGCUUUGUGUUUAUAUCGCUAAGAGUUCGAUGAUCAAUGAAAAAAAAAAAAAAAACGUGAAGAGAAGACAGAAUACAAAUUAACAAGUUGGUAAACACAUGUCUUGGCUAAUUUUCUGGCUGCCCAUGAAAGCUCAAGUUAACCAUAAGUUGCUUCUAUCAUUGUAGAAAAUUAUCUCUUCUCCUCCCAACUUUUAGAGACCAAUUUUUUUUUUAUAUAAGUAAGAAGAUAAUUUGUUUUGUGGUGACUUUGCAGUUAUGUUAUUUGCUUUGUUUUUUAAUGUGUAUAUCAUGGAAAAGAAACCUAAUGGUAAAUCUUUAUUAAAUGCGACCCAUUCUGAAGCAGGACUGUAGAUGAAAAAUAAAAAGCUAGGUUUCUAGUGUCCCAA